Molecule: messenger RNA, 1749 nt
Organism: Sinocyclocheilus grahami
Lineage: Eukaryota; Metazoa; Chordata; Actinopteri; Cypriniformes; Cyprinidae
Exons: 6
Coding region: 165-1025 (286 amino acids)
Source: RefSeq, a predicted model, not a curated record
UACAACGUGUUGCAUAAAGGCGGAAUCGGCGGUUCUCAAUCUCAACGAGCAGUUUAUGUAGUUUAUUAGUAAACUCUUUGCUCAGUUUCUUAGCCAAGUGUCCUUGUGUCUAUAACCUAUUUCUCAUUAAACACAUUUCCUUAAGUUACAAAAGUCAUUCAAACAUGAGUGACGAUAAUGAAAGAGACAGCAGGAAGAUGAAAAGAAAAACAGGUCCGGAUGAUUUAAAGGCGCCUGGGAAGAAGAGACAGAAAAUAAAAGACAAGAACGAAGAAAAGAGCGUCGCAGUGAAGAAAUCAGAAGCUCUCAUUGGUAAAGCUGACUCUACAAAAACUAAAGUGACGCUUUCUAGCAAAGACAAGGACAAAGGGAAAAAAAAUAAAUCUGCCCACUCAACAGACUGGUCUGAGGAUAAGAAAAACGACUCAGAUGGCGGCAAAAAUACCUCUGAAAUAAAGAGGAAUGAGAAAGGACAACUUGUGUUUAAAGACCACCCAGAGUUCACACCUAACAUGUCUCCUAAAGAGGUUUUACAGGCCGGCAGUUUUGGGGGUACCUAUUUUAGGCCCAUCUACUCCAGUAUCACAAAGCAACAUUACAAAGAUGUUUGGCAGGAGAUUCCCAAAGACUGGCUGGAUGGGCUAAACAUAUCUAAACAGGUGGCUUCAUCCACGUACAGGGAAAACGUGAACACCUAUAAUGUAAAAUGUGGAGGCAGUCUAGAUAUGUGGGAAAGCAGUGGCUGGAUUGUGCCCCAGGAUCCAUAUGGCUGGUUCCAGUGGUACUGCAGGUUUUACCAGGGCAGGCGAACAGAGGACGAUGCACGCCAGAUCAGUCGCUGGGCCAAAUGUGCAGGAGUCAAAGGUCGGUGGCGGCAGAAUCUCAUCACAAAAGUGGUCCGGUCCGGUUGUGUUUAUGACAACCCCAGUGUUUCCCCGGUGGUCAGACAGACUCUGCAGCACUGGGGCUACAAACUCACCCUGGAGGACUAUAAGGAAGGAGCAAAGAGAGUUAAACCCAAAUAGGAUUAACAGACUUCCAAAUUGGCCUCAUUCGAUUUACCACAAAGUGCAGAAGAAAGCUGGCCAUACUGCAUGGAAAUAAACUCACAAAUCUGAUUAAAUCAUUGAUGCUUUGUGUGACUGAGGGACUUGUUUAGCUGAGUAGACCUGUGGUAAUAGUACUGCUGUAUUUGGUUCCCAUUGGACGUGUUUUCUGUAAGCUGUUUUGGUAAAUAGAAAAGUUUGAAUAAUGGUCUAUUUUUAAAAUUUGGAUCCGAAGCAGACAUGAAUUGUUUUUUUCUUGUCGCAGUUGUACACUUGCGUGCCUUUGGAGGAAUGUGUUUAGGUUUAUUUUAAAUACAUGCUGAACAUGCUUAUCUAUUUGACUACACUGUGUCAUAUACAAACUUUCCAUUCUGUCAUCUCUGAAUGGAGUUUUUUAUUUUAGUUUUUUGGUGACACUACACAUUGCACCAUUUGGUUUUUAGAAACAGGUGAAACUUAAUCAGAAACAUUUAUUAUAUUGGUAAUUUCUGUUAUGCAGUACAUUUUCAUGCCCUUUGUAUAUGUAUUGAUAUAUUAGUUGAUAUACUCGUUCUUUGAUGUUUUAUGGUAUUGGUUGGUUUGUCUCACUUUCUAUCCUAUCAGAUAAUAUUUCAGAAAUGUAUAUGAUGAUAUAUAAAAAUCAAAACAAUUUUAAAACCAAUUCUAAAAAUAAACUUGACGGGCUCAUAUAAAUGAACCCCGA